AUGGCUCAAAGCAGAGACGGUGGAAACCCCUUCGCCGAGUCUGGCGAGCUUGACAACCCCUUUCAGGACCCAGCUGUGAUCCAGCAUCGACCCAGCACGCACUAUGCUACUCUUGACGUCUACAACCCUUUUGAGACCCGGGAGCCACCACCAAGCUAUGAGCCUCCUGCCCCUGUUCCGAUAGCUCCACCCUCAGCUCCACCCUUGCAGUCCUCAAGAAAACUCAGCCCCACAGAACCCAAGAACUAUGGCUCCUACAGCACCCAGGCUUCAACUGCAGCAGCCACAGCUGAGCUGCUAAAGAAACAGGAGGAGCUCAACCGAAAGGCAGAGGAGUUGGACCGAAGGGAGCGAGAACUCCAGCAUGCUGCCCUGGGCGGCACAGCUGCUCGACAGAACAAUUGGCCCCCUCUACCUUCUUUUUGCCCAGUUCAGCCCUGCUUUUUCCAGGACAUCUCCAUGGAGAUCCCCCAAGAAUUUCAGAAGACAGUAUCCACCAUGUACUACCUCUGGAUGUGCAGCACUCUGGCUCUUCUCUUGAAUUUUCUUGCCUGCCUCGCCAGCUUCUGUGUGGAGACCAGCAAUGGCUCAGGCUUUGGGCUUUCUAUCCUCUGGAUCCUCCUCUUCACUCCCUGCUCCUUCGUCUGCUGGUAUCGCCCCAUGUACAAAGCUUUCAGGAGUGACAGUUCAUUCAAUUUCUUCGUUUUCUUCUUCAUUUUCUUCGUCCAGGAUGUUCUGUUUGUCCUCCAGGCCAUUGGCAUCCCAGGUUGGGGGUUCAGUGGCUGGAUCUCUGCCCUGGUGGUGCUGAAGGUCAACACAGCCGUAGCUGUGCUCAUGCUGCUGGUUGCUCUGUUCUUCACUGGCAUAGCUGUGCUGGGAAUUGUCAUGCUGAAGCGGAUCCACUCUUUGUAUCGCCGCACAGGUGCCAGCUUUCAGAAGGCCCAGCAAGAGUUUGCAGCUGGUGUCUUCUCCAACCCUGCGGUGCGAACCGCAGCUGCCAAUGCAGCCGCUGGGGCUGCAGAAAAUGCCUUCCGGGCCCCAUGA
Rangifer tarandus platyrhynchus (Svalbard reindeer) is the source of this 1044-nucleotide messenger RNA. NCBI's taxonomy places the organism in Eukaryota, Metazoa, Chordata, Mammalia, Artiodactyla, Cervidae. The record is from the annotation of a GenBank genome assembly.